Messenger RNA from Entelurus aequoreus (snake pipefish), 1945 nucleotides. RefSeq names its product tubulin folding cofactor B (gene tbcb). Gene Ontology annotation, cellular component: nucleus; microtubule plus-end; cytoplasm. The transcript is spliced from 7 exons. Gene Ontology annotation, biological process: tubulin complex assembly; post-chaperonin tubulin folding pathway; cytoplasmic microtubule organization. Gene Ontology annotation, molecular function: alpha-tubulin binding; microtubule plus-end binding. The coding region runs from base 171 to 911 and encodes 246 amino acids. The record is from RefSeq and is a predicted model, not a curated record. Lineage: Eukaryota; Metazoa; Chordata; Actinopteri; Syngnathiformes; Syngnathidae.
AUCUACACCGGAUAAGGCGGGUGCAUUGUAGCGGAACCCGGAAAUUAGUAACCGAGCACCGCACGAUCAGACGACAAGAGCUGACGCAUUGCUUAAAACUUCAUGUCUUUUGGGAUAUAAAACCAAAACCCAGUAACCGUCAAAGGAAGACUUACAUUUUAAUAACCAGAAUGGAAGGGUCAUUAACAGUUAUUUCCAAUCCCUCUGUGAAUGUGCGUCUAACCACCGCCAUAUCCUCUUUUGAGGUCAAGCGAAGGUUUGAUAGAGGCUUGUGCAUUGCAGAGCUGAAGGGGAAACUGGAGAUGGUUGUGGGCGUGCCUUCCUCCUGCAUGGACCUGGAGUUGUUCAGCACCUCAGACGAUUACAUGCAAAAAAUGGAUGACGACAACGCUUUGCUGGGCUCUUAUCCAGUGGAUGAUGACUGCAGAAUACACGUUAUUGAUCAAAGUGGUGGUCAACUGGGAGAGUUCACUGAUGUUUCCAAAGUGGAGAAGUUUGCUCUGUCAGAUGACGCGUAUGAAAAGAGAACAGAGACGGCAAGGUCCUUCAUGAAGAAGCAGUCACUCGGUCGCUACAAUGAAGAAGAAAUGGCCAAGAAGAAAGCAGAGAGCAUCGCUCGGGAAGAAGAACAGAAGGCGGCUGCUGAAGCCAUUACCGUCGGCAGCCGAUGCCAAGUGCACGCCAGCGGGCAGCCCACAAAGCUUGGCACAGUCAUGUAUGUUGGCACAACAGAAUUUAAGCCAGGCUUUUGGGUGGGUGUGAAGUAUGAUGAGCCACUGGGGAAACAUGACGGCAGUUGUAACGGGAAGCGGUACUUUGAAUGUGAGAACAAAUAUGGAGGCUUCGUGAAGCCGCUGAACGUGACCGUCGGAGACUUUCCUGAAGAGGAUUACGGUUUAGAUGAAAUGUAGGACUGAACGUGCGAUGGUGGGGGAGAAAAAACAUCAUCCAAACAUAUUUUUUUUGCAUCUUGUGAUUUUUCAAGAGGGAAGGUGAGCAGUUGUGUUUGAGUUAAGUGUGUUCUUUUAACUCCAAAGUCCUUCAUUUCAUGGUCAUGCAGCAUAAUAUUUAAUGUACGCCUAUUCUGUAUCCUUGCGCAUGCAGGAUGUGAUCAUAUGUACAAUAUAAGAAUACUAAAAAGGCAGAGUUUUUGAUGCAAAUUUGAUCCUUCAUGUGUUUGUAAUGUCACAGUAUACUGUAUUGUCAUUUUUCAUCCUUUGAUUUAUUGCAGUGUGUACCAAUCAUACUGUACAAAAAGGAAGCUCUUCCUUUUCAAAUGUUUGUGUAAAAUAUAGAUCAUGUCUCCAUGUAGAUAAAUGAUGCAUUGCAUUUCCUCUUAUUUUUAUAUUAAUGAAGUCCUGUCAUUGAAAAUGUUUGCAAUCUAAUGUGUCGUGUUUAUGUUGAGCCACUGCAGUUGAACUCAUCAGAAAAUCUUUUCACAAAAAUUGACAUAGAAUACUUUUUUUUUAAUCAUUAAGAUUGCUAUCAAUAUUCAGAAUUGGGAACUGUAGACAGGAAAUAUGGAACUGAUUAAGUUAUGGUAAUUUUAACAGUCCUCCUUUGUGUCGCAAUUUCUGUAAAUGUUUCUAUCUACAGGGCGCUCUUGAAAAUUGAUGUAAAGACAACCAAAUUUUCUUCCAUUCUUACUCCCAAUAAUGCACCACCACGUUGGGCACAAACAAGAGUUGUAUAAAGACAAAUAUGGUAAAAGGAAAUAGCCUAACAUCACAAAUGUCUUGCACACUUUCUCCACUUUUUCUUAACGCUCAGGUCUAACUGGAUUUCUUAUGGACCCGCUGCAAAGCAAGCACCCAAUAUGGGUGUUAAGAUAGUUGUUUCUGUUUCAUUUUUACCUAUACAUAGUCCAAUUAUUUGUUUCAAAUGUUUAGUUUUCUGUUUUUUCCCCAUUAUGGAAUUAAUAAAAGUCUAUCCAUCUAUUCUUUUA